Messenger RNA from Acanthochromis polyacanthus (spiny chromis), 4529 nucleotides. Its product is annotated as coiled-coil domain-containing protein 177. The transcript has 2 exons. Lineage: Eukaryota; Metazoa; Chordata; Actinopteri; Pomacentridae. The record is from RefSeq and is a predicted model, not a curated record. The coding region runs from base 790 to 2505 and encodes 571 amino acids.
AACAAUAAUUUUAUUUUUAUUGCCACUCUUGUGCUUGAUGGAGAUGAUAACUGUUUACUCUUAAUGUUUUAAACUAAAAUCAUAUUAGAUAUUGAUGUAAGAUGCCGUCAUUCUAAGGUUUUAACCCGUUCUGCACUAGGACAAAAUUUGUUGUGGAUCUAACCACUGAAUGCUACAAAAAAUUCACAUUUGCAGCAUGACUGUACACUCAUUAUAGUGCUUGCGUUCAUCUAUACUCAACAGACAUCAUCUAAAUAAAAUUAAAAAACCAUUCAUCAACUGCAAAUUGAAAUUUAAGUUAUGUAAGUGUAAAUACACACCUGACAUAAAAAUUAGUUUGCCAGAAAUCAAAACCUCUCCUCUCAACUUCAGAUUUAGAAACGUCUUGCGAACGUGAAACCAACUUCCGCAGCAGCCGCCUGUAGGGCGGCGGUCGAAGCACGUGAGCACCGAGCUGGUCACCAUGGAGUCAGUUACCGGUAGGAGGCGCGCUCACAAAAGUGAGAGAGUCCGAGCUCAGAGGUCCGCUCUUUAUCCUCGCUGUACUGUUGCUAUGGGAAACACAGGCGUCUCUACCGUCACUGACAGCUGUUGGCAGUACUGUUUUUAUGUUUACUUCACAACGGUGCUAGUUUAAAGAAGCUACUGCUGAAGUAAUGAGAUGUAACUGAUAGCAGAUUGUAAGGACAGCUAAUCCCCUGCUGACCUCACCAAGCUGAAAGAACACCUGAAGGAAGCAGCAGCUCUUAGAGGAUCUGAACAUUGCUCUGAGGUACUUUAACUCGUUUCAUGAUGAUGGAGCGGAGGUCCAACUCACCGCUGCCCUGUUUGGAUCUGAACAACUUCGAGUCUGCCGCAGCGGAGAGGAGUCGGUAUGUUUUAACAAGCCCCCGAUCUCUGGAGUCCUGCGCUCGACUUGGUGUCAGACCAGUGCAGCUUCUGAUCAAGUCGCUCAACGAGUUGAUCGCUGAACGACGUGACAUGCCUUUUGAGGCGAUGAGAGUCAUGCAUGAAUCCUAUGAAAAAGAGAGAACAAAGCUUGUGCAAAUGUGCCGCGAGGAGCGGGAGAGGAUUAUCCAGGAGGACAUGCGGACAGAGGACAGGUGGCCCAGUGGACAUAAAGCCUCAGUGCUGCCUCACAGCAAACUGAAGGAUCCCUCAGCUGACAAACACUCAUCAGGGCCUGUUCCUUAUGCAGAUCUGUGCUCUAAAGGGAAAUCUGUCAGCAGGUCCACCUGUUCUGUUGCUGGGAAAAGGGACUCAGACAGGAGCACAGUCUGCAGCUUCAGUCUGGGAGACCUCAGACAAUCCCCAGCUACUGAGAUGCAACUGCAGAGGAUCACCAAAGACAUCAACAAGGAGAUGUAUGUCACAGUGCCAGAGAGAGACCGCAAGAUAGCAGCUCUCAUGCUGGUGAAGCACCAGGAGGAGGAGGCUCGCCUGAAGCUCUGCCAGCGAGAGGAGCAGGAGCGACAGGAGGCCCGCAGGCAGGAGGAGGCCCAGCAGGCCGAAGCAGAGAAAAAGAGAAGGAAGAAGCUGAGGCAGAGCAUGAACCGCUGGAACGAGGAGCUGAAGGCCCGCAGGAGGCUGAGGGAGUGUCAGGAGAAAGAGAAAGCAGGGCUACUAGAGCAGGAGGUGAUGCUGCAAGAAGACCGCUGGAAGAGGCUGAAGGAGGAGGUGGAGGCCCAACGCAGAGAGAAGAUAGAGGUUGCACAGAAAGAGGCAGAGGAGCGCAAAUGUUACCAGGAGAAGCUGUUGAGAGAGAAAGAGGAGGUGGAGAAGAGGCACCUGGAGAAAGAGAGGCAGGUAGCAGAGGAGAGAGAGGAGAAGGCCCGGAGGAGCAAAGUGUUGCAGGAGAAGAGGGAGCGGAGGAGGCUGCAGGAGGAAAACCGCAGAGAGCUGCUGCGACACAUCCUGCUGAAACAAAAGGUGGAGCAGCAGGUGGAGGAAGAGGAAGCUCACAUGAAGAGCACACUUGAGAAGAAGCUGCAGCACUCCUGCCAGAAGCGAGCCCAGGUUGUAGGAGCUCGGCUGAGGGAGCUGCAGGAGAGAGGAGCCCGAGAGGACGAGCAGAUUCAAAGGGCGCAGCUGAGGGCAGAGCUGCAAAACAUCCAGCAGCUCACGCACAAACAGAUCCUGGUCCAACUGAGCCAGCGUCGCGUGGAGAGAGCCGCCCUGAAAGCCUCGGCUCAGCGCAGGAGCAGAGCUCAACAGACACAGCAGCGAAACAAACACAAGCAGAUCUGCCACCUGAGGCUCAGAGAGAAGCUGCAGAGAGAGGAGGAGGCCCUGAGACAGGUCAGGGAAAGCUAUGUCUCUAUGAAGGAGUGGAAGAGGGAGAGGCUGCAGAAACAGCGAGAGCAAAUACAGGAGGAGGCACAGAGGCUGGCUCGGGCCUCCUUUCACAUGAGGGAGAGAGUGAGGCAGCAGACACACAGGCGGACCUUUGAUCAGAUGGCUCGGGAGGCUCAGCUGACUGCCUCCAUAAGCCGCCUGAAACUGUGAGAGAAAUGAUUAACUCCCAUCUGACCUCAGGAAAGCUCUUUUUGACACACUCUUCUAAAGUUACUUAUAGAAGGAUGUGUAAUCAAAUAAAAGAUUUCAGCGGAUUCUCAAAACAAAUGAUAGCACUUUCUGAAGAUGUAGCAUGUACAGUCAUGGAUGAAAAUAUUGGCAUCCCUGGAGUUUUUCCAGAAAGUGCACCAUUUCUCCCAGACAUUGUUGCAAUUACAAAUGUUUUUGAUAUACACAUGUUUAUUUCUUUGAUGUGCAUUGGAAAAACACAAAAAAGAAGAAGAAAAAAGCAAAAAUUGACAUAAUUUUACACAAAACUCAAAAAAUGAGCUGGACAGAAAUUGUUGGCACCCUUGAACAUCAAGGAAUUAAACACAUGUAUACCAAAAAAAUUUGCAAUUGCAACAAUUUCUGGGAGACAUGGUGUAUUUUCUGGAAAAAUUUCAGGGGUGUCAAUACUUUCCUCCAUGACUGCAUGUGAAUGUGCUAUCACUGGAGUGCUGCUUGAUGCUGGGACCCUGGAACGUGCCAUUAAAUAUUAUCAUGUCAGAGCUGUUUGUACUGGGCUAAAGUAUUCUGUCAUAAUGGUGAAUGUAAAAAGGGUAAACUGUGAUUUUAGGAGUGCAGUGACUCAUAUACAAUGCUGCUAAUGGCUAAUGGAAUUGUGCGCUAUACACGCACAAUGUACAAUGGCAUUUACAUUUAUAAACAUUUAGAAUGAAACUGCUUCAUUCUGCCCAUCAGGAUAAUAAACACAUUUGCGUUUUGAGAUUGUGACCCCAUUAAAUGUAAUGCCUUGUUGUGUCUGCGCAUGUCAGGGUGCAUAUCUGUGAGCUGAACUACUCAACCAGAGGGAUUUUUGCUUCUCAGUUGUUUAUGAUCUUGUGAGUCCUGCCUCCAGAGGUACGAAUGAUUUGCUGUACGGGCAAUCAAACUUUCUUAUAUAAGGAAAGGAUUUGUUUGUGCAUUUAAACCAGUCAGUUUGUAUUGAAUUAUCUCACAUUACACACUGUAGAAUUACACCCACAUUCAAUAGGAGAGAUAUGAUGUAUUAAAUGAGAGACCAGCAGGCAGUCAGAUGGCAGAGUGGAGUUUUUAGCCUGCAAAAAUUUGCCAUACAGUGUAGGGUUAAACUGUUUGCAGGUAUCAGGUGCUUGAAGACUGAUAUCAUAGCCAUUAGCUACCAGCAGAGUGCAAUUCAGAAGGGAGGGGAUAAUUCAGCGAGGUUGAAGAUGUGUCAAAAUGCAGUGUUAUGGGUGAGCUGUGAUGACUCAAGAAGUUAAUGAUUAGCUGGCUAUUAUGUUGUAUUUAUUCCUGGUAGACUAACUAGUGCCACUGUCUUAACAUAUCGCCAGGUCUCACUUGAACCUUUAUCUAAAUAUCAAAAUAGGUCAAAUGUUUAACUGCUACAUUAAAACAGGAUCAAUGUUCAUUGAACUUGUCAGUGUUGAGCAUAAACACAACAGCUGUUACUGUGUUACUUUAAAUGCAUCACUUCAGUUCAAAACCAUAGGAAAUGUUUGACUUAGCCAUUAGUGGUGUGUAUAGCAUACUUUUGAAAAUCCAUUGUAUGGACUGUUUUUUGUUUUUGUAUAACUUUAUUGCAUUUUUAAUGUUUCAUACAGCUUAAUAAAUAUACUUUUAAACUUAGGGUCUUAGUUUGGACAUUUUCGUCCCAUAUAUGUAUUUAACACCAAUGUCUAUCUCUCCAGUGUAGCUGACAAAAGGCAAGUGCUACAUGACACCAUGACCAUUAAAAAUUAAGUAGCAUCAGAUAGUUUACUGCUGUGUGGUGUUGAUAAAACUAAAAAGAGCAAGAAAUGAAGCAAUCAAACAGGCCAUCGCAAAUAGAGUGUGUUUUUAUUUCAUGUAUUUCAUGUUUUGUGUGUGCUAAGGAGGAAGUAAAAGAGAAACAGCAGGAGUUGGUAAAAGUUAGACCAUCCUAAAGUGUCACAGGUAAAAACUCUGGAACAUGUGAGGAUUAAAGUUCAUUUGAUAACCUGGUAUGCGAAAUA